Molecule: messenger RNA, 2336 nt
Organism: Tachysurus fulvidraco (yellow catfish)
Lineage: Eukaryota; Metazoa; Chordata; Actinopteri; Siluriformes; Bagridae
Exons: 6
Coding region: 194-1189 (331 amino acids)
Biological process (GO): response to bacterium
Source: RefSeq, a predicted model, not a curated record
ACUCGCACACACAGAGAUACACAGGUCUUAGUGACUUAUACUCACUGCUAAACACACACACAGAUACACGCGGGUAAGUGAACAUGUGACUUGUUCCAGCCAAUCAGAUGAAAAUCUCCAGUAUAAAAUUCAGUUGUUUGGUUCUCUCAAUACUUACAAACACCUCAACUCAAGGAUUGUGUGUUUUACGAAGAUGUAUCUACUCUGGAUUGUGUUAUUUCUUCAAAUGUUUCCAGCCCACGCUGAGGAUUUUAACCAAACGUCGUUUGUCUGGGUGAAGUCUGGAGGACGUGUGACUCUGAACUGCACGUUUCGAGAAAAAGUCAGUAAAGAACUUAUAGUUUGGUACAAGCAACAAUUUGGUCAGAUGCCUGAGGAAGUGAGGAAAACAACAGCACUGAUAGACACCCAAACUUCACCUGAGUUCAGCUCAAGAUUUAAAGUAGAUGAAAUCGUGAAUGGAAUUUCUUUAACAAUUCUACAAACAAAGAAACCUGAUGAAGGAUUGUAUUUCUGUGGCAUAUAUAGCUGGGGCCAUUUUGAAUUUUCCAAUGGAACAUUUGUAGCUGUGACAGAUGACAGAGAUGUAAAAGUGAGUGUGUGGCAGCGCGGCGUGUCUGACUCGGUUCCUGCAGGAGCCUCAGUGACUCUGCAGUGCUCGGUUCUCUCUGAGAGCAGAGCAGCAGAACUCCAAGUGCUCUGGUAUAGAGCUGCUCCACCACAAUCCCAUCCUCAAAUCAUUUACACUCAUCACAACAGCAGCCAUCAGUGUGAGAGCGACUCUUCUACACACACCUGUGUGUACAACUUCUCCAAGAACAUCCUCAGCCUCAAUGAUACUGGAACUUACUACUGCGCUGUGCUCCUGUGUGGGAAGAUCAUCUUCGGGAACGGGACAUCAGUACAGAUGGCUACAGAAAAAUCUACGGAUCCUGUAGUGAUCUACCUCGCUGUAGCUUUGGGAGUGUGUGUGCUUGUGAUCGUUGUUCAUAUCGCAACCUGUAAAGGAAGAAACUGUGAAUGUUUCACUGGGAAAUCUCAAGAAUGUAAAGUAAAGAAAACAGAAAAUAAGAGCCGUGAUGCUGGGGAGCUGAAUUAUGUUGCCUCACUGAUUAAUAAAAAGACAGGAAAGACAGAACGAGCUCACGAUAACAUUUAUACUGAAGUGAUUUACUCUUCUGUGUCUUAGAUAAUAGACGUCAUUUAUUUUCUCAUGUUAGUUACUCUCAUAUGUAUAGUCUUCAUUUCCUGAUAGAAAAGCAUUAACAUGUCAUAAAUAAGUAAGUAAAUAAAUAAAUAAAUAAAUAAAUAAAUAAAUAAAUAAACAAACAAAAAAACAAAUAAAUAAAUAAAUAGUGUUUGUAGUGACAGUCUCAUAGUAUUCCAAGAGUAAAACAUAUUUUUUAGCAUUUUUAUUUUAUUUCUUAUCUUUUUUUUAAUCUACAAUUAUUGAGUACCAGGUGUGAAAAAAAAAAAAAAAGAUUGUAUUUUAGCUCGCAAGAAAAUAUUAGCCAUUAAGUAUAAAGUACGCUUUUAAUAAUAUUUCAAUUCAUUUCAGUUCAAUUCAUUUGUCUAGUGUUUUAUCCAAGCAGCUUUACAGAAGUAUAGAAAUAUUUAAAAGUUUAAAAUUAAGUUACUAUAUACAGAUUAUCUAUAUAACCUUUAUCUCUAUUAUCAAGUCUGAGGUGAUGGUGGUGAGGAAAAACUCCCUGAGAUGAUAUGAGGAAGAAAUCUUGAGAGGAACCAGACUCAAAAGUGAACUUCAUCCUCAUUUAGUGACACCAACUCAGAACACUGGGAGUUCUGAAGUGACGUUUAUAGCUCGAGAGAGAGUGAGAUAAAAUAUGCCUCGCUGUGUGCGUCACCUGCCUCACUGUGUGCGUCACGUGCCUUGCUCCCCCAACCUGGAUCUCGCCGGGAUCGUGGUCCCCUCAGAUACGGGAUUGGCACGUCGGGAGCCGCGCCUCGAGGGGGGGGGGUACUGUCAGGAUCCAGCCCGGACUUAGGCCACAUGCUUUUGUUGAUGUUUGGUGUUCACAUGUCUGCCCCACCCUUGUCUCUUCCUCCCUGCCUCUGCACACUUGUUCCUCAUGUGUCUAAUUGUUGUUAGUAUUUAGUUUAGCCGUGUUGCCUUAAUCAGCGUGGAAUCCUCUGAUGUUGUCUGUUGUUGUCAUCUGUUGUCUUGUCUCUAGUCUGUGUCUCUGUUUCGUAUUUUUUUUACUUCUUAAACCCAGUUUAUUUUACGCUAUCCUGCAUUUGGGUCUGUUUUAUCCCCGCGUUGCUGACAGCAUCAACUUUUUUUUCUUUUCUAUGUGUUGUCCUUUUUGUUGUUGUUG